This is a messenger RNA of Penicillium egyptiacum, 1011 nucleotides long. NCBI's taxonomy places the organism in Eukaryota, Fungi, Ascomycota, Eurotiomycetes, Eurotiales, Aspergillaceae. The record is from the annotation of a GenBank genome assembly.
AUGGAUGUCAUCUCAUCGUAUGCGCUUGGCGGCGACAUGGGUAACAUCGCGCGCGAAGAUUGGGGCGCCGAUUGGCUUGAUGCGUUUCGGACAGUGGGAUUGAUGAGACCAAUGGGAAGACAGUUUAGCUGGUUCAUGAAUCCACUGUUGAAUAAUCUGUCGCCGGAGGUCGUGCAGUGGAUCAGUCCUGAGACGGCGAAGCUCACCAAGAAACUGCAGUAUCCUAUUGAGAUUAUUCAGCUCGCUACCGAAGAACGUCAGAAGAAUGGCGGCGAUUCGAAAAAAGACGGUAUAUUACCUGCUAACUCGCGGACUAUCUUUCAGGAUAUUGUGAACAGUGACUUGCCGCCGAGUGAGAAGACGCCAGAGCGACUUAAUGCGGAGGCUGGACUCGCACUUGGGGCUGGAACCGAGACAACGGCCAGAAACCUGGCAGUGAUGAUCUAUUAUCUGUUGCAUAACAAGGAUGUAUUUGACAAGCUACAUGCUGAGUUGAGUACUGUCAUGCCGACUGCUGAUUCGCCUGUUGCACUGACAGAGCUGGAGGCUUUGCCCUAUUUUUCGGCCGUCAUCACCGAGGGUCUCCGACUAAGUCAUGGCGCCUCUAGCCGCAUGCCACGCAUCGCAACCGAAGAGGACCUUGUCUACAAGCAAUGGGUGAUUCCACGGGGCACACCUGUGAUGCAAUCCCUCUACCUCCACCACACGAACCCUCAAAUAUUUCCUGAGCCCUUCCGCUUCAACCCACAGCGGUGGAUCGAUGACCCAAAGCUGAAGCCACGAUAUCUGAUGGCAUGGGGACGGGGAUCGAGAUCUUGUCUGGGAAUCAACCUAGCACACGCAGAGCUAUACCUGACGAUUGCCCGUCUAAUCACACGGUUUGAGCUGGAGCUAUACGACACAGUUUGGGAACGAGACGUGGAAAUCUGCCAUGAUUGUUUCAUAGGCGUGACCGAUCUAUCGAGCCCUGGUAUCCGGGUCAAAAUUACCCGCGAUGCUUUGCGGGAUUGA